UUUGUUCAUUCAAUACUCACACACCGACUCAUCAAUGGAAAGGUAGAAACCCAAGAACAAAAAGACCAGAACAGAACCCACGAAGAUUCAAGAACAAAAAAUGGUUCCCACUUUUCUCUAAUUCCCUUUAGCCCCGCCAACGCCAACCCCAACCCCAACCCCAACCCACCCAAAUUUGCAUUACUUCUUUUGCAACUCUCUCAUCUUAUGAUUUUAGUUUCCUUUUUCUGUAUCCAUGGAAUUUUCUGCUCCACAAAGAAGGCUCCUCAAAGUUAUCUUCCUCGGUGACAGUGGGGUGGGAAAGACUUCUUUGAUGAACCGAUAUGUAUAUAAGAAGUUCAAUCAACAGUAUAAAGCAACUAUUGGUGCUGACUUUAUGACGAAGGAGCUACAGAUUGAUGACCAACUUGUCACGUUGCAAGUUUGGGACACAGCAGGGCAGGAAAGGUUUCAGAGUUUAGGGGCUGCAUUUUACAGAGGAGCAGACUGCUGUGUUUUUGUCUAUGACGUGAAUGUAGUUAAAUCGUUUGAAUCACUAAGCAGUUGGCACGAAGAGUUUCUUAAGCAGGCCGGGCCAGCCAAUCCAAAAGUAUUCCCCUUUUUGUUGCUUGGGAACAAGAUCGACGUAGACAAUGGAUGCAGCCGAGCAGUCUCAGAAAAAAAGGCAAGCGAAUGGUGUGCUACUAGUGGAAACAUGCCAUACUUCGAGACCUCAGCAAAAGAGGAUUAUAAUGUCAAUGAAGCAUUUUUAUGCAUUGCUAAAGCCGCAUUAACCAAUGAAGAAGAGCAGGACAAUUACUUCGAAAGUAUCUCUGACUCUGUUUCAGAAGUGGAGACAAGGGGAGGAGGCUGUGCUUGUUAAUAAUUUCUUCAUCUACAAAUGAACAACCUUAACUGAACUUUCUGAUUGAUUUGAGGAUUUUUCUGAUAUAAUAAAUAUGUUAGGUAUUCUUUGAGGUGUGUUUAUUCCCAUCUUAUGUAAAUUAUUAUUUAUCCUGAAAAAAAAAAUUCAGGUGUUUUUUCUUUUUGCCUUCUCUUUGUGAACUUCUGAAAACAGUUUAUUCAAGUGUGUAAAGAACCAAUAAAAUGCAUUGGUUUGGAAGCCCUGAUCGGCCUUGAGUUUA
This is a messenger RNA of Momordica charantia (bitter melon), 1124 nucleotides long. RefSeq names its product ras-related protein RABG3a. Gene Ontology annotation, cellular component: vacuolar membrane. Lineage: Eukaryota; Viridiplantae; Streptophyta; Magnoliopsida; Cucurbitales; Cucurbitaceae. Gene Ontology annotation, molecular function: GTP binding; GTPase activity. The record is from RefSeq and is a predicted model, not a curated record.